Molecule: messenger RNA, 489 nt
Organism: Penicillium brasilianum
Lineage: Eukaryota; Fungi; Ascomycota; Eurotiomycetes; Eurotiales; Aspergillaceae
Source: the annotation of a GenBank genome assembly
AUGACGUACGAGCCCGUUUUCUACGAGACGGUGGACCAGCACUUGAGCUUGCCCACCUUCAGCUUUGCUCCUGAUCGAGACGGGCCCAAUGGAUACUUUUCCGUUGGCGGUAUUCCCCCUGUCAACACGACGGGUAAAACCGCCUCCGCAUCUAUCCUCACUAGCAAGGGUACCCAUUCAAAGCCUUCCAUCAACCAAUCCGACUACUACUACAUCAACAUCGAUGGUGCUAUCGUUGGAGGAACUAACUACUCCUCCUCAUUCGCCCCCUUUGUCGGCUUCGUAGAUAACGCUACCCCACUCACGAUGCUUCCUAGCGCCAUUGUCACUUCCAUUGCGCGCUCCUUCAACCCGCCUGCUUCCAUCGCCGCGUCCACCCAACUCAGGGGUGAUCAUAUCCUGGGUGCUACUUUCUUGAACAAUGUUCUUUCUACCUUUGAUUUGGGUACCUCGGAAGUGAGAUUUACGGGUCUGUCUCAGAAGCUGUGA